Molecule: messenger RNA, 625 nt
Organism: Neogale vison (American mink)
Lineage: Eukaryota; Metazoa; Chordata; Mammalia; Carnivora; Mustelidae
Product: transmembrane protein 50A-like
Exons: 1
Coding region: 114-587 (157 amino acids)
Biological process (GO): late endosome to vacuole transport via multivesicular body sorting pathway; protein targeting to vacuole
Source: RefSeq, a predicted model, not a curated record
UGGCUGUUUUGUUUUCUUGGCUGAAAACUAGGAGAAAGUGAGGCAGCCCCGCGCAGCGCGACACCGGGCUCGGGACCGACUGCACGGACGGGGCUGGACUGACCUGAAAAAAAAUGUCUGGAUUUCUAGAAGGCUUGAGAUGCUCAGAAUGCAUUGACUGGGGGGAAAAGCGCAAUACUAUUGCUUCCAUUGCUGCUGGUGUUCUAUUUUUUACCGGCUGGUGGAUUAUCAUAGAUGCAGCUAUCAUUUGUCCAACUAUGGAAGAGUUCAACCACUCAUACCAUGCCUGUGGUGUUAUAGCAACCAUAACCUUCCUGAUGAUUAAUGCAGUAUCAAAUGGACAAGUCCGAGGUGACAGUUACAGUGAAGGUUGCCUGGGUCAAACAGGGGCUUGCAUUUGGCUGUUCAUUGGAUUCAUGCUGGCAUUUGGGUCUCUGAUUGCAUCUAUGUGGAUUCUCUUUGGAGGCUAUGUUGCUAAAGAAAAGGCCAUCGUAUACUCUGGAAUUGCUGUAUUUUUUCAAAAUGCCUUUAUCUUUUUUGGAGGACUGGUGUUUAAGUUUGGCCUCACUGAAGCCUUAUGGCAGUAAGAGCAUCCAGUUUGCUUCUGCUCGCAGCCCCGUGUGGG